This is a messenger RNA of Paramecium primaurelia, 797 nucleotides long. Lineage: Eukaryota; Ciliophora; Oligohymenophorea; Peniculida; Parameciidae. The record is from the annotation of a GenBank genome assembly.
AUGGAUAAAAUAGCCUUGCAAGGGGAAAUUAAUUCACUGAAAUUAGAAAAUAUGAAUUUGAAAUUUCAAUUAAAAACUCUUUUGGAAGAAAGGUAAGGUGCUUUAGGAAAUAAUGAAUAGUAAAUUAAUUAUGAUGAAAGAAUAUUAUAACUUUAAACAACGAUUAAUGAAUUAAAGAAUAAAUGUGAUGAUCUUAUUUAUAAGAAUGAAGUGCUUAAUGAUGAUUUGGAAUAUGAAAGGUAUGAAAGUAAUAAUAUUUUUAAAGGAAUAAAUCUUAAAAUCUUACAAUAUUUAAUAAGAGGGACUUUAGUUCUCCUAAUUUCUAAGAGUAGAUUAAUAAUUUAAAGAAGAAAUUAGAAGUAGAUUAUAAGAAUAAAAAUCAAUACUCUGAUGAAUUAGUCAAAAUAAUUGGUAAUUAAUAUGAAACAAUUGUUUAAUUGGAUUUAGAUAAAUAAAAACUAUUGACUAAAUUAAAACUCUAAACAAAUUCAGGUGUAAUAAUACAAGAUGAGGAUGAUUAAUUGAAUAUUAAUGAUUUAAAAUAGAAUCUAGAAUAAUCAAAAAGAUAAAUAAUAAAUUUAGAGUAGUAACUUCAUGAAAAAUAAUAAUUAAUUGAUGAAUUAAAUUAAAAAUAUGAAAUACUAUUUAAUCAAUUCUAAUAAUAACAAUAAGUACUUUAGAAAAAUUAAGCAAAACCAUCAAUAUUAGAUACACUUCAAAAAUCUAUUAUUUAAACUUAACCUAGCUAUGAUAUUCAUCAAAGUCAUUUUAGUAAAUCAAUAAUCUAAUCUAAAUGA